Mercurialis annua (annual mercury) is the source of this 3768-nucleotide messenger RNA. Its product is annotated as nuclear pore complex protein NUP98A. Lineage: Eukaryota; Viridiplantae; Streptophyta; Magnoliopsida; Malpighiales; Euphorbiaceae. The record is from RefSeq and is a predicted model, not a curated record. The coding region runs from base 281 to 3406 and encodes 1041 amino acids. Gene Ontology annotation, biological process: post-transcriptional tethering of RNA polymerase II gene DNA at nuclear periphery; protein import into nucleus; RNA export from nucleus. Gene Ontology annotation, cellular component: nuclear pore; nuclear pore cytoplasmic filaments. The transcript has 13 exons. Gene Ontology annotation, molecular function: structural constituent of nuclear pore.
GCGUAGGAACGAACUUAAAAGUAACGCUACCCUAGAGCGGAGAGGGAAGGAAAAGGGACUUAGAGAGAACGCAACGCGGGUCAGUUGGUUGUGUAUUUAGAGAGAGAGACUGGCUAAGGAUCCAUUCCUCCUCUACUCUAAUCGAAUAAGACGUUCAGGCAGGGCAGGCGUAGCUCCUCCUCCUCUCCUCUCCUCUCCGCCCCUCUCUCCCUCAUUCGUACAGAAGCACGCCGUCUCUCAGAUCCAUCUCUUCCAGUUCCAGGAUACAUAAUCUAUAACAAUGUUCGGUUCUAAUGGCUUUGGACAGUCUGCUAAUAGCCCUUUUGGCUCUCAGCCGGUCUUCGGUCAGACAAGUAAUGCCAACAAUAAUCCUUUUGCCGCCAAACCCUUUGGUGCUACAACUCCUUUUGGUUCACAAACAGCAGGUUCCAUGUUCGGGGGAACUUCAACUGGUAUGUUUGGCACCCCUCAAACAUCCUCACCUUUCUCUGCUGCCCCAACCUUUGGCGCUUCAUCAUCCCCAGCUUUUGGAGCUUCAGCUCCUGCAUUCGCAGCUUCUUCUACACCUUCCUUUUCCAGUUCAUCUGCAUUUGGUGGAUCUUCUGCUUUUGGCCAGAAGCCUGCUUUCGGAGGCUUUGGGUCUAACACUCAAACAAGCCCGUUUGGAAGUACAAGUCAGCCAUCACAGCCUGCAUUUGGGAGUAACUUAUUUGGUUCUACUACACCUUUUGGUACAUCGAGUCAGCCUGCUUUUAGUGCUGCUAGUAAUCCUGGAUUUGGGUCAACAAGCACCCCUGGUUUUGGUUCUAGUAGCACUGCUGCCUUUGGUACAAACACUACCGUGGGCUUUGGUGCUAACAGCACUCCAUCCUUUGGUGUGACUAACAGCCCGGCAUUUGGCUCAACAACAUCAGCAUUUGGUGUGACCAGCAAUCCUGUGUUUGGAUCUGGAGCUUCCUUUGCAACUUCAAGUACACCUGUUUUUGGGAGUACAGGCUCCUCUGGUUUUGGUGCUUCAGGUCCCGCUUUUGGUACUACUCCAAGCGCUCUUGGAUUUGGUGCGUCUUCUAGUACUUCUGCCUUUGGAGGUACCGCUACUCCCUCUUUUGGAAGUACUUCUGCUUUCGGGACUUCAGCUACACCAUCUUUUAGCUUUUCUUCCGGUCCAUCAUUCGGACAAUCGACUUCAGGAUUUAGCAAUACUGCGUUCGGAGCUACAACAUCUCCUUUUAGUUCUCAGACUCAGAGUUCUCCAUUUGGAACGCAAGCUACAACGCCAACUUUCGGGAACACUGGUUUUGGGCAGCCAUCUUUCGCUGGGAAUCGUGGGGGCAGUAGAAUAGCGCCCUAUACUGCUACAGCGGAGACCGACAAUGCCGGAGGACAGCCUGGAAAGUUAGAGUCUAUAGCAGCAAUGCCUGUGUACAAAGAUAAAAGUCAUGAGGAAUUGAGAUGGGAAGAUUAUCAAUUGGGAGAUAAAGGUGGAUCGCAUGCUCCUGGUCAAUCCUCUAGCGGGAUUAACUUUGCUCCAUCUACUGCACAAUCGAAUCCUUUUGCUACAUCAAACACGUUUGGGCAGUCAUCUUCUGGUCUAUUUUCUGCGCCAGUUGCCUCCAAUCCUUUCUCUACAAAACCUUUUGGACCUACAAGUAAUUCUACAUUCAAUCCUUCACCUUUUACAGCUACAACUUCAUCCAACAAUCCUUUCCAGUCAACUUCAGCUUUUGGACAAACAUCAUCUUCUGCAUUUACACCCAGCACAUCGUCAUCACUUUUUGGGUCGACUACGUCUGCUUUUGGUUCAUCACCAUCCCCGUUCAGCUCUAGCACAGUACAAACAAGUCCUUCACCUUUUGGAAGCUUCACAAGUACUCAGCCAUCUCUCUCAUUCACAUCCACCGCGCCUUUAUUUGCACAGACAAGUUCGCCAUUUGGACAAUCUACUGCUGCAUUUGCACCAAAUACUGCCUCUUCCUUUGCCCAGUCAAGCUUGUUUAAUACUCCUGCUGGUUUUAAUUUCUCAAGCACCUCAUCUCUGAUGUCUUCAUCUAACCAAGGGGUAUUUCAGCCAUCUUUAUCACAGUCUGCACCUUUUCAAUUAUCCCAACCUUCUCAGCCUACAGGUGGUCUUAGCUUCAACAAUUAUGCAGGUGGUACAAGCGGUUUAGCUGGUUCAUCAAGCUUUUUCGGUCAGACCAAUUUCGGACCAAUAUCUGCCACUCAGAGUUCUAUUGGGGCUCAACCAACACCUAUCAUGAAUCCAUUUGGAGUACUCCCUGCAAUGCCUCAAAUGUCUAUUGGUCGAGCCGGAACCACACCAUCAGUACAAUACGGGAUUUCUAGCUUGCCUGUCGUUGACAAACCUGCUCCAGUUAGAAUAUCAUCUUUAUUGACUUCUAGGCACCUGUCACAAAGGCGGAUCAGGUUACCAGCGAGGAAAUAUAAUCCUAAGCAUGAUGGUCCAAAGGUUCCAUUUUUCAGUGAUGAAGAAGAAACAACUGGCACACCAAAGGCAGAUGCUCUUCUUAUUCCUCGGGAAAAUCCAAGGGCUCUGGUCAUUCGUCCGAUGGACCAGUGGCCCUUGAGAUCUAGUGCAGAAAAAGCUCCCCCAUUGAAAGAUGCAUUUACUCCUGUAUAUGAGAAUGGCAAAAGAUCAGAGGAUGUGGAUGUUCCUUCUUCAAGUGGUUCCGGUGCUGCUAAUAAAGAUACAGAGGUUGAGAAUGGCCUUAACAAGGAGCGAGUUCAUUCAAAACUCAGCCAGAAACCGAAUGGAGUUCAUGAAGAUAAUUCUGCCCAGAAAGAGGAGUUGUAUAUGACUCUUAGUGGUCACAGAGCAGGUGAAGCUGCAAUUGUUUAUGAGCAUGGGGCUGACAUUGAGGCACUAAUGCCAAAAUUACGGCGAUCCGACUACUACACAGAGCCACGGAUCCAAGAAUUGGCUGCCAAAGAAAGAGCUGAACCGGGGUUCUGCCGCCAUGUGAAGAACUUUGUGGUUGGAAGGCAUGGUUACGGCAGCAUCAAGUUCUUGGGUGAGACAGAUGUGCGGCGGCUUGAUCUAGAGUCCCUUGUGCAAUUUAACAACCGGGAGGUGAUAGUGUACACGGAUGACAGCAAGAAGCCACCUGUUGGACAGGGUCUGAAUAAGCCUGCAGAGGUAACACUUCUAAACAUAAAAUGUCAUGAUAAGAAGACUGGGCGUCAGUAUACAGAAGGUCCCAAAAUUGAGAAAUAUAAGGAAAUGCUGAAGAGAAAGGCUGAGGACCAAGGUGCCGAGUUUGUGUCUUAUGACCCCGUAAAGGGAGAAUGGAAGUUCAAGGUUAACCAUUUCAGCAAAUACAGCCUGGGAGAUGAAGAAGAAGGUAAUUAUGAUGACUGGCUCGUGAUUUCUGCUGGAGAUUGUUCAUAGUCUUGUGUGGAUUUCUGUGGGGAUUUGUACAUGAUGUUUUUGUCAGGUUUGUGAUAUAUUAGUUUGAAUGGUGUGGCUGUGUACUCUAUCACCAAGUGUUGCUAGUUUGCUUUCUCUUUAAUCUCCAUUGCUAUUUUUGCUUCUGUUAAGUUAGUAGGAGCGAAAUCUUAAAUUUUCUGACAUUUGGUAUUAUAUUGUUGUACCUUGGCCUAGCAAAAUGGGAAGUUUGCAUCAAAUGCUACAAGUAAUUGAACACAAAUAAGAUUAUUGUUAUGACUAAAGUGAAGCUUCAUAUAGCGCUUUACAAGUUUGUAAAUAGUUGCUUCUUUUAAUAAUAUAUUUGUGCCCUUUAAUGAUCGACA